This is a messenger RNA of Colossoma macropomum (tambaqui), 1252 nucleotides long. It is a transcript of the gene cd151, whose product is annotated as CD151 molecule. The record is from RefSeq and is a predicted model, not a curated record. The coding region runs from base 153 to 932 and encodes 259 amino acids. Gene Ontology annotation, cellular component: membrane. NCBI's taxonomy places the organism in Eukaryota, Metazoa, Chordata, Actinopteri, Characiformes, Serrasalmidae. The transcript is spliced from 9 exons.
GAGCGGUCGCAGUGCGCAGGCGCAGUAAGCUCAGUCACGGCGCAGUCAGCACCGCUAGUCGCGGUAAAAAUAGUUUUUGAGGAAGAAACAAGCGGUUCAACCGCGCACUGACCUUCCCAGUUCCCCAGGAUUGUGUGUCCAGCAGCAGCAGGAUGGUGGCGGACGAGGAAAAGACAAACACCUGUGGGACGAUCUGUCUCAAAUACCUGCUCUUCACCUUUAACCUGCUCUUAUGGUUGUCUGGAGGUGCUGUGAUGGCAGUGGGACUGUGGACUUUGGUGGAUAAGAGCGACUACAUCAGUCUUCUCUCUUCCAGCACAUAUUCUUUGGCUGCCUACAUCCUCAUCGCAGCGGGAGCCAUCGUCGUGCUCACUGGAAUCCUGGGCUGCUGCGCCACCAUUAAAGAGAGCAGAGGACUUCUGAUAGUGUUCUUCGUUCUGCUGCUGUUAAUAUUCCUGCUGGAGAUUACUGCUGGGGUUUUGGCCUAUGUAUAUUAUCAAGAGUGUUUCCCUUUCUGCUAUGAGCUGAAUGAGGAGCUGAGAGCAGACCUGAAGGAGACCAUGGUGCAGAAGUACCAGAAGCCUGGUGAAGAGCACAUCACCAGAGCUGUGGAUAAACUCCAGCAGGACCUGAAGUGCUGUGGGAGUAACAGCUCAGCGGACUGGCAGCAGGGAGACUGGAUACGCACUUAUGCUGACAAGCGUCUGGUGCCUGACAGCUGCUGUAAGACCCCCACUGAUCGCUGUGGAGUGAGAGACCACCCAUCCAACAUCUACAAAGUAGAGGGCGGCUGCAUCUCUAAAUUAGAGGAGUUUAUCCUUCAGCACUUGCAGAUAUUAGGUGCAGUGGGGAUUGGAAUUGCAUUCCUUCAGAUUUUGGGAAUGAUCUUCACCUGCUGUUUGUAUCGAAGUUUAAAGGAGGAACCUUACUGAGAUCCUGCAACCAGCACUCAAACACCAAAAAUGCACCCACACUUCUCAUCCUUUUGCCUACUUUCUGUUGUUUUGUGCUGCUAUGCAAUGUAAAUACUUUGUUAAGUGUACAGUGAUGAAGUACAGCAGUCUGUAGCAGCGAUUGUGGCUGCAGGGCAGUCCAUUUGAAAAGGAAAAGUACAAGAAGAGAGGGUGUGUAGUUAGAAAGCUCCAGGCCUAGACCUGUGUAUGGUAGAGGUUAGAAUCUGUACUGAACUGUUAGAGGAUUUGUUUUAAAUAUUUAAUUCUUUAUUCUGUGUUUUCCCCACUCAGAGACACAG